AUGACCCAGGAAGAACAGGUGAUUUACAACUUCAUCGAGGAGGUGAUGAAACGCCGGUUCCUGCAGGCUGAAGAAGACCUGAAGGAGGCGGGCACGACUGGCAGCAUGCGCUACCUCGCCCAGUAUCACGUUCUCCUCAUAAGACUGCGACAAGCUGUGGAACACCCCUUACUCCUAGACCCAUGCAUCAAAGGGCUCAGCGCAUCCGAGAUUCGUGAACUAAAAGAGAAGCUCUCCAGUAUCGAAGACCGGACGCCGGUAUAUGAGCAAAUCAAAGGCUGGUGCGAGACAUCGCCUGGGGUGGAGGCAGGUCCCCGCGAAGCCCCCUUGUUUGGGGACAUCUUCGAAAUCGGACUGCAACUGGACAGUGCGAUCUCAGCGGUGAGCUGCUGUCGAUGCUCUGGAACUACAGAUCUUCGCACGCUCAGCUGCGAACAUGGCAUCUGUGAGAGCUGCAUUGACCGCCUCGUCAAACAAGGUACUCAGGCCGUCAAAAUAGAGACAUCAUGUGCGACUUGCACGACUUUCAUGGCGCGUGCUCAGAGACGCUUCGACGACAUCAAUGCCGGUGUUGAUCUAGAAUCCGCUGUCGAUGAGCUCGGAUCAGAGUCUGCCGAUGAAGAUUCGGCAUCGGGCGUGACCAAGAAGCCUGGGUAUGAUGCCAACGGCAUCCAGCCAAAGAGCAAAGUUCGCAAGGACGGACGGGCUUGGAGUGCAGAUCUGACUGUCAUGCAAAACGGUAGAACAGUAUCCAGUGCCAAGGUUGCGGCCGCGAUGAGUGUUUUGACAAACACGCAAACCGAUGCGCCUGACGACAAGACCAUUGUCUUCGGCAUGUUCCUCGGAACGGCUCACAUCAUGGCGCAGAUGCUUGACGCUGAAGGCAUCGAGUAUCUGUACUAUUGGGGAAGUAUGAGCAAGGAGGCCAGAGCCAAAGCCUUGAAGGACUUCCACGAGAAACCUGGCAUUAAAGUGCUCCUAGUGAGCAUGAAAGCCGGCAGCCUCGGACUCAACCUCACUAUCGCCAACCGAGCGAAUAUCAUGACUCUCUGGUGGAACGUUGCUACCGAACUGCAAGCAUGGAGCCGCGUGAAGCGCCACUUACAAACGAAGGAGACUUACUUGACUAGCAUCGUCGUCCGAGGCAGCGUAGAUGAACGACUGCUAGAGCUGCAAGCCAAGAAAUUCGCGGAAACUAAGGAUCCGCUGGAUGCUGGCAGGAGCCAGAAGCUUCUUUCCCCGGAGGAACGACUUUACCUCUUCGGCUUCGAGGACAAGGCGAACAAACCGAGCAAAGAAUCCGAUGAGACCGAUUCCGACAACGCAUCCGAAUCGGAUGCUUGA
Messenger RNA from Anthostomella pinea, 1344 nucleotides. NCBI's taxonomy places the organism in Eukaryota, Fungi, Ascomycota, Sordariomycetes, Xylariales, Xylariaceae. The record is from the annotation of a GenBank genome assembly.